AUCCUUCACUACUAUUAAUACUUGAUCAAUUGUUCCAACUUCAAUUCACUCUAUAGCGCGCCAUGGAACAAAAGCAAUCACAGUCGAAAAUUGAUCACUCUCUUAAUAAUUUCUGUAUAGCCGUAGAUUCUGAUCACAAAGCCACAGAAUUUCGCCCAUUUUCAUUAUCUUCACCUCACAUGCGAGCUUUCCACCUCGCAUGGCUCUCUCUUUUUUCUUGCUUCUUCUCUACUUUCUCAAUCCCUCCACUUCUCGAAGUCAUUCGUAAGGACCUCAAUCUCAACCAAACAGAUAUCGGCAGAGCCGGAAUCGCCUCUUUCAUCGGUUCCAUUUUCUCCCGCCUCGCUAUGGGACCCGCCUGUGACGUGUUCGGUCCACGUCUCGCCUCCGCCACCCUGUCACUCCUUACUGUUCCGGUAGUACUCUCGACUUCUCUAAUCUCCUCCGCGAAAAGCUUCAUAUUAGUUCGAUUCCUCAUCGGAUUUUGCUUGGCGAAUUUCGUAGCGAGUCAAUUUUGGAUGAGCUCUAUGUUCUCCGGAUGUGUUGUUGGGCUUGCUAAUGGAUUCGCUGCUGGAUGGGCAAAUGUUGGCUCUGGCGUUACUCAAUUAGUCAUGCCGCUCGUAUAUACUCUGUUCACUACCUGCUUUAACAUCCCUUCGUUCAUUUCAUGGCGUAUUGCAUUUAUUUUCCCAGCGAUAUUUCAAACGGCGACGGCAAUUUUGGUACUCGUAUACGGCCAGGACUUGCCUGAUGGGACCUACAAACGUAAAAUUACAAAUAACCAAAGUGAAAAUUUUCUCAGCGUGCUUUUCAACGGGCUAAAGAAUUACAGGGGGUGGAUAUUGGGAUUGACGUAUGGAUUUUGCUUUGGAGUUGAAUUGACUACGGAUAAUAUAAUAGCAGAGUAUUUUUACGAUCGGUUUCAUGUGAAUAUUGAAAUGGCAGGGGCGAUUGCGUCGAGCUUUGGUCUAGCGAAUUGUGUGUCGAGGCCUGUGGGCGGGAUUAUUUCUGAUAAAAUGGGGAAGAGAUUUGGGAUGAGAGGGCGGCUGUGGAGUUUGUGGACGGUGCAGACGAUGGCUGGAUUGUUGUGCGUGCUGCUUGGCCGAGUGAAUACGGUUGGGGUGUCUGUUCUGGUUAUGGCCUGCUUUUCUCUGUUUGUUCAAGCUGCUUCGGGACUCACGUUUGGCAUUGUACCAUUCGUAUCCAAAAGGUCCUUAGGAGUGAUAUCAGGCGUGACAGGAAGUGGAGGGACUUUAGGCGCAGUGAUAACACAGCUGCUGCUAUUUUCAGGUUCCACCAAAUUCUCAACCCAAACGAGUAUAUCAAUCAUGGGCCUAAUGAUGCUCCUCUUUACUCUGCCAAUUACACUUAUCUACUUUCCUAGGUGGGGUGGAAUGUUUUGUGCUUCUUCAAAUAUUGAUGAAAACUACCACCUACUACAUUAACACUCACGUUGGAUCCAAAUAUUAAAUCGACUACUAAAGUAUAUAUGUGAAAAGUAUGUUAUAUAUAUAGCUAGGAGUUUAAAUAGCAAUUUGUAUUGAUUGUGUUAUUUAUAUUGUUAUAUAUGAGUAGUUAGUUAUUGGUGAUAUCGGUGUUUGGAGUAUUGUUUAUAAUACAAAAUUAUUAGAUAUCAU
Messenger RNA from Solanum dulcamara, 1637 nucleotides. Its product is annotated as high affinity nitrate transporter 2.7. The record is from RefSeq and is a predicted model, not a curated record. Gene Ontology annotation, biological process: transmembrane transport. Bases 63 to 1445 code for a protein of 460 amino acids. Gene Ontology annotation, molecular function: nitrate transmembrane transporter activity. The transcript is spliced from 2 exons. NCBI's taxonomy places the organism in Eukaryota, Viridiplantae, Streptophyta, Magnoliopsida, Solanales, Solanaceae.